UUCCUCUCACAACAAGAAGCGCCGAGUCUGGAUCCCUUACAGUGCUGUACCUCGUGCUCCCUAUGCACCAAGGUCUUCUGGCAAUAACUCUAAGCCACCCUCUGGUGGCUCAAGCUAUCAUCCUGCCAUGGGUACUGUGCCUAAUGGUGCCUGCUACUCUUGUGGUCAGCCUGGCCACUACUCAAAGGAGUGCCCCCAUAAGCCAGCUGGUCAUGGAUAUUCUCAGCCCAAGAAGGAUGACAAAUAUUCCUCUGGUCGUGCCCGUCUGACCCAUGUCUCUGCUGAUGAGGCUGAAGAGGAUCCAAGCGUCCUAAUGGGGACCGAACGCGAGCCUGAGAUCAACGCCCCCGAAGAGCAGCACCAGAACAACGAGGGACAAGAGGAAGUUCUUCCAACUGAUGGUGGCUUCUACCUCGACGUCGACGAGUAGAUCGGAGUUCCUCAGGCGGCAGCCUGAGACUUAUGGGCUGGGACGUCGCCUUAUGUUAUGGCCUCUUAGGCCUUUUGCAGUCUUGUUAUCUAGAUAACAUAAUUUGCUUUCCGUUGCUUGUUGAAUUGUGGUCAGUGACCUCUGCGUGUAAUAAAUUUGGAUCUUAACUCUGCUAAGAGUUGUAAUAUAUUUGCUUUGAGUCGUA
Molecule: messenger RNA, 635 nt
Organism: Lolium perenne
Lineage: Eukaryota; Viridiplantae; Streptophyta; Magnoliopsida; Poales; Poaceae
Molecular function (GO): zinc ion binding; nucleic acid binding
Source: RefSeq, a predicted model, not a curated record